Molecule: messenger RNA, 900 nt
Organism: Halteromyces radiatus
Lineage: Eukaryota; Fungi; Mucoromycota; Mucoromycetes; Mucorales; Cunninghamellaceae
Product: ribonuclease H-like domain-containing protein
Exons: 1
Coding region: 39-848 (269 amino acids)
Cellular component (GO): mitochondrion
Molecular function (GO): flap-structured DNA binding; DNA endonuclease activity; Y-form DNA binding
Source: RefSeq, a predicted model, not a curated record
AUUUUAUUUAUUUAUUAUUGUUAUUAUAGUCAUCCUUUAUGAUUCAUCGAGUUCAAGCACAUCUUUCAACUCUCAAAGGAUCAGAACUCAAGUCUUUGGCUCUAUCUUGUGGUGUGACGUUAACAGGGACUAAAGCAACAUUGGUGAAUCGACUUGGUACUCAUUUUGAACAACUUCUUCAUCUUGGAAAACCAACAACAACCACAACAACAACAAAAAAUAUAGUUUUGGAUGUUGACCGAUUAUUACCAAGCUCUGUGCUUUCUUUUGAUAUGGGAUAUAGGAACCUAGCGUUUGUGCAAGUUUCAAAAGAACGACACAUCAAGGCAUGGCAAGUAGUGGAUCUGGCAUUAGAGAACUUUCAUCCCUCCAGUAUGGCACCAGUGGUUCGACAAUUUGUAUACGACAAUAUCCGACCUUUAUCUCCACUGGAGCAUAUUCUAAUAGAACAACAACGUGCUAGAAGUAAUGGUAGUCAUGGUAUUUUUGAACAUACGUUACGCGUCAAUACUGUGGAGGCCUUGUUAUGGUGUAGCUUACAAGAAUGUUUAACAACAACCACGAUGGAACCUAUUCUUCGACGACCUGUGGAUCAACUUUGGCAAGAUGGUUUAGAAUCUUUAUGGUCAACUAACAAUGGCUCUGAAAAGAAAAUGAACAAGAAGCAUGCUUCGAUUCUCUUGGUACAACAUUGGUUGGAUCAACAAACUGUAUCUUGUCCUGAUGAUCUUGCUCAUAUGUUUAGGCUUGCAAAGAAAAAGGAUGAUCUUAGUGAUUGCUUAAUGCAGGCAUUAGCUUGGUAUCAAUGGCGGGAAAAUGCGAUCAACUAUCUUACCAGUCUUCAAUAGUAGUGGAUUAGAAAUUGUAUUGUAGAUUAUUCUUAUUUGUAUUAUAGGUUAA